GCGCUCUGACGUCACUGGGCGCGACGCCCCGCGCCGGGACUACGGAUCCCAGAAGGUCGCGCGCGGGCCCCCGCCAGUCAGGUGGGCACCAGGUCCUGGCCGUGGCGAAAGUACCGGCGGAGCCGGAGACUCGCUGCCGGAGACGCCGCCUCGCGAUCCCCGCGCGGGCGGGACCGGGCGGCCGGCGUCAUGACCCUGUUUCACUUCGGGAACUGCUUCGCUCUCGCUUACUUCCCCUACUUCAUCACCUACAAGUGCAGCGGCCUGUCCGAGUACAACGCCUUCUGGAAAUGCGUCCAGGCUGGAGUCACCUACCUCUUUGUCCAACUCUGCAAGAUGCUGUUCUUGGCCACUUUCUUUCCCACCUGGGAAGGCGGCAUCUAUGACUUCAUUGGGGAGUUCAUGAAGGCCAGCGUGGAUGUGGCAGACCUGAUAGGUCUAAACCUUGUCAUGUCCCGGAAUGCCGGCAAGGGGGAGUACAAGAUCAUGGUUGCCGCCCUGGGCUGGGCCACCGCCGAGCUUAUUAUGUCCCGCUGCAUUCCCCUAUGGGUCGGAGCCCGGGGCAUUGAGUUUGACUGGAAGUACAUCCAGAUGAGCAUAGACUCCAACAUCAGUCUGGUCCAUUACAUCGUCGCAUCUGCUCAGGUCUGGAUGAUAACACGCUAUGAUCUGUACCACACCUUCCGGCCGGCUGUCCUCCUGCUGAUGUUCCUCAGUGUCUACAAGGCCUUCGUUAUGGAGACCUUCGUCCACCUCUGCUCACUGGGCAGCUGGACAGCCCUACUGGCCCGAGCAGUGGUAACGGGGCUGCUGGCCCUCAGCACCUUGGCCCUGUAUGUCGCCGUUGUCAAUGUGCACUCCUAGGCUUGGUGUCUCAGAUAUUGAUGUACCCUUUCCCUGCCUCGCUUCAGGUUUUAGUGAAGUAAAUAGUAUUUGGAAAGUUG
Rhinopithecus roxellana (golden snub-nosed monkey) is the source of this 944-nucleotide messenger RNA. RefSeq names its product transmembrane protein 147 (gene TMEM147). The transcript is spliced from 7 exons. Lineage: Eukaryota; Metazoa; Chordata; Mammalia; Primates; Cercopithecidae. The record is from RefSeq and is a predicted model, not a curated record. The coding region runs from base 190 to 864 and encodes 224 amino acids.